AUGUCCUUGGCCAUUGGCCAUUUCGCAGUGUUUGAGCUGGAUGACCUCUUCAAAAUGCCUACAAUGCACCGACCAUCAAGAUUUUCAAAUCUGACACCUAAGGCAUCAGAAUCAUGGGGUUUAAUGAAAGCUGCUGGAUCACCAAAUUUGAUAGUCACCAAUCAACCCGUCCACAUCGUCUCCACUGUGUCCGCCCACACUAAUGGCUCUGUUGAUCCAGCCGCCGGCUUCUUUGAAGACCUGCUGACGCACAUUCACUUGCCGCGAUGGGCGAUCUUCACCAUCUUUGGAGCUGCAGGGCUGAUUCUACUGGUUUGCUGCCUGUGUAUCUGCAUCAAAUGUUGCUGCAAAAAGAAGAAGAGACACCAAAAGGAUCAGCAGAUCCUUUUGAAGGGGCUAAAUGGAAGAACAGCCACAGCUCUGGUUCAGCCAGAUACGGGGGAUGUUGACUACGGUUCAACCAAACAAUAUAGAGGAAAGCUGCUCUACUCCUUGGAGUACAAUGCCACCUUGUCUGAGCUUACAGUGGGGAUCAAACAAGCUGACAGUUUGAAGGCAAUGGAUUUGGGAAGGAGCUCUGAUCCUUAUGUAAAAGUCUACAUCCUCCCCGAAAAGUCCAAAGUUUUUGAGACUAAAGUGUUUAAAAACACAUUGAACCCCUACUUCAAUGAGCAGUUUACCUUCCAGCUGUCUAAGUCCACCCUUCAGAAGUCCACAGCAGUAAUGAAGGUGUUUGACUUCAAUCGUUUCACCAAGCAUGAGAUCAUCGGUGAGCUCAGAGUUCAGCUCUGCAAUAUCGACUGGAACCAUGUCAUUGAGGAGUGGCAAGACCUGGCAACACCCGCAAAGUUUGAGGAAGAAAGCUUAGGGGAGAUCUGCUUCUCGCUGUGCUAUGUUCCAACAAUCAGCAAGCUCACUGUGGCCAUCCUGGAGGCCAAAAACCUAAAGAGCAUGGACUUAGGAGGAAGCUCAGAUCCGUUUGUGAAAGUACAGCUGACUCUGGACAAGAGGAAGUGGAAGAAAAAAACAACCUCUGUUAAAAAGAAAACACUGAACCCCUAUUUCAACGAGUCCUUUACUUUUGAAGUGUCAAUGGAUCAAAUACAGAGGGUGAGCCUGGUGAUCUCAGUUUGGGACUACGACGCCAUGAGCAGGAAUGACAGCAUGGGGAAGGUUUUCCUCGGCUGCCACUCCACAGGAAAUCAACUGAGGCACUGGGCCGACAUGUUGUCCAACCCACGACGGCCGGUUGCUCAGUGGCACAGCCUGCUGUCGGCUGAGCAGGUCAACUCCACCCUUGGCCUGAAAAAGAAUUUCCCGGUGCCCAGCAAAUUUAAAGAAAGUCAACUGUUUAAAAAACAUUUCAAUUAGGCAAAUGGUUAAUUUGACAAAAAACCUUUUCUGAUAUAUCGGGCGAUGUUACUGAUUAUCCGGCAGGAUAACUUAGGACUCACGUUUGGACAGCAACUAUUGGAUCACUUUUAGAAUAUAUAAGCAAUUUUUGUAACAAUAUAUUUUAUUCCUGUAAAAAUACCCCAGGUUUGGAUUUCCAUUUCUUCAUAAAGUACACACAAAGGAAAAGUAUUUGUUGAAUAGUGCAAUUUCUGGGUUGAUCAGGUUUAACAUAUAAAGGAAUUAUUAUCUGUGCAGUUUUGGGAGGUCCACCCAACUUUACCUGUAAAAUCCAUUCUUAAAGUAUAUAUUUUCCCUUUGAGAGUACUGCUUUGUAAAGUUACAACCACAAUCUUUAAUGCCUUUCCUAGCGAUACAUGUGCAGAACAACACAAAGUGAUUGUACAGUGGAA
This is a messenger RNA of Fundulus heteroclitus (mummichog), 1805 nucleotides long. RefSeq names its product synaptotagmin VIII (gene syt8). The record is from RefSeq and is a predicted model, not a curated record. Gene Ontology annotation, cellular component: axon; dense core granule; synaptic vesicle membrane. Gene Ontology annotation, biological process: synaptic vesicle endocytosis; regulation of calcium ion-dependent exocytosis; regulation of dopamine secretion. Lineage: Eukaryota; Metazoa; Chordata; Actinopteri; Cyprinodontiformes; Fundulidae. Bases 1 to 1371 code for a protein of 456 amino acids. Gene Ontology annotation, molecular function: syntaxin binding; clathrin binding; phosphatidylserine binding. The transcript is spliced from 9 exons.